AUGGCGCUCACCCACCCGCUGGAGCUGUUCCCCGGGCGCAGCGUCACCCUCCUCCUCUUCAACCACGUGAAAAACGCCGCCGCCCUGAGGAAAAAAGCCAUGGAAGGAUCCAUGGAAGGAGCAUUAAUAAACCCUGCGAUGAUUGUAGAUCCUUUUCAAAUUUUUGUGGCAGCCAACAAAGCACUUCAUCUACACAAGAUAGGUAAAAUGAAGACCAGAACACUCUAUGCAGAAAUUAUUUUCAGCCUCUCACCGAACAACAAUAUUUCAGAUGCAUUUAAAAAGUUCGGCAUUUCAGACAGUGACACAGCAGUGCUCAUUGUUCUGGUUGUGGACAAAGAGAAAACGGUAAAUCUGGAAGAUAUAGCAUCUCAGGUAGAAGGCCAGCAGGUGUCUCUGGAUGAACUCCCCCAACUAACAGACACCGCCAAAGUUAAAAAGAUGUACAAAGUUACUCCGCAGGAAGAAAAAAUUGGCACCUUAUUGGAUAGUAUUGUUUGCAGAAUGUCAACAAAAGAUGUUUUGUAAAUAUGUGGAAAUAAAUAUUUUUUAAAGGAAAAAGAGGGCUUUUUAAGAUGUAAAAACACUUCAUUGCAAUUUGUCCUGCAUUUUAGAGGAAGUGUUGUAGUACCGAGUAGUUUGAUGACAUCUAGGCUUUAACCAUAAAUGAGCAAGCUUGGAUAUGGGGGUAAUCUGAGCUGUAUGCUAAGCACAGGCAGCAAUCCUGCCAUGCAAAGGAGAAUUUGUCAUUGGUAUUUCUGUCCAUUUUCUUAACGAGGAAAAAAAAAUCACCAGUACUUUAAGUUGACCAUAAACAGAAGGCUUGGAAAUCUGUACUUAAUUCUCUUUUUCACCUAGUGUUUUUGCUAAUCCCAGAUAGGAUUCAAACAUUGUAAAUAAUUUUUAUUAACCCUACCCUGAUUUGGGUUUUUUUGGCACCCCUGACAUGAUAUCCUAAUGAUAGAACUGCCAGAAAAGGUGUCUCUGUGGCAUGAAGUAUUGCUCAUGGACUAGGAAAAGGAAAGUUUCCGUAAAUUAUCGGCAGCACCUCCCUCUUCCUGCGAAUGGGAUCGAAUCGCUGUCCCCCCUUUGGGAACAGGAGGGAGCAGGAGGUGCAGUGUGGAGCAGGGGCAUCAGAAAUUAAUAAGGUCAGUAUGGGUGAUGCUGUGAUGUUAGCAACUGGCAAUCUGAUGUCAUCGGAUGCAGUGACUGCUGAGGUGCUGGUGUGUUGCUGUGGUACUUCAGUGUUGGUGUUAAAGGAUAAUGAGAGGUGCUUUAGAAUACAUUAGGCUUGGUGAUGCUGACUUCCUAGGGCCUUGUUCCAGGUGCAGAAUUCACAGAGAAAUUUGCACCAUAGAUUUAUUCCCUUAAAUUGUCAGUAUAACUUGUGUAGCAUUCUGAGGGGAUCAUUGAACUUGUUUUGUUGGACCAGUGUUGGGAAAGGCCAUCAAAGGGAACUGAAAAGAAUAUUGAUUUCCUGUAGUCACCAGGUCCAUCAGCCCUGUGUAAGUAUCAUUUCAUCACAUGCAGGCAUCCUGUUUAAGAAAAAUUACUGUCCUAAUUAGGUAGAAAUCCGUACUGUUUGUUAUUGUUGCGCUGUAUUGUUUUUAUAGGACAUGUGUAAAACUGCAUAGCUUUCUGCAUUUUGGCGUUUUUUUCCUAAUGUUCUCUGAGGCAUUACAAUUUGUGUACUUACCAGAUAUUUGGAAGAGUAUGCCCCGGAUUCUUACACAUAGUGUUUGGGAAGACAAAAUAUAUCUGGGGGGAGAGGCAAGUCUGAGUCAGACUUGAAAUGUUAUCCAUUCCAGUAAACAUACCAGCAAAAUGACAUAUUACAGAGCUAGAAUUGUCUGUGUUUCUGUAUUUAGUAUGGAAAUCCCUAGCUUCUCUUUUGCAUUUUGAUUUUGGUUAAUUCUUCCCUCAAUUAAAACACAGUAAUACAAAUACCAUCCUUUUCUUACCAACCAAAUCAACGGCAAAAUACUUACCAAGUACCAAGGGAAUUACAAGGAUUAUCAAAAGGAAUUAUUCAGGAAAAUGGCUGUGCUGAUUUCUUGAUUUAAAGAUGAUUUUACAGAACGUAUCAUCCUCUCUACAGGGAAAUGUGAGGCAGUAGUAAAAAAUGGGGCUUGGAAGGGCUCGAGUUUUUUGAAAUAAAACGUGUGUAACGUCAGCAUGUGAGAAUGACCAUAGAAAAUAAAAAGACUUGUUUUGCUUUUCUGACAGUCCAAUUGGUACGUGGAAUAUAUAAUCAGAUUUGCUGGCUGAGCUGCUGACAUUGGGUUUGGUAGCUUAAAAUAACUGCAGACAGGCAUGCUUGGACCACAGCCUUUUUCGAACUUGUGUAAAACAUCAGUCCCAUCUGUUUAAUUUAAGAUAAAUAUUAAUAAAAAGAUCGCUGCAUAACAAUUGACACACAAGUUCCAAACUUGGGUUCCCAGUUUCUAGUUCUCAUCAGUGUAUUUCACUGGUGUAGAAACAGUAAAUAGUUUGUUACUGUUGACGUGAGUUAAAUUACAAAAUUGUGAUUUACUGUGAGACCCGAAUGAUAUAUUUUCACAUGUGGAUUUACUGGAAAUGGUUUUGGGAGCUGAAGCCUCCAUAGUGUCACUGAGUCAGGCAGAUGAUUUGGGUCUGAUGGCAGUGAAGACUGCCACUGCCCUGCAAGACCACAGUUUUCCCCUAGUCCUAGUUUUAUUAUCGAAGUUAAACAAAUUAUUUACAAAAACUGGUAAUAAAUGUAGACCGUUGACCCUGCAAAGUUACGCUUGUCUUUCUGAACACAUUAAAAAUUGGUAAAUUUGGAUCUACAAUGUUACUGUUAAAUCAACCACUGCUGUUUUCCAGCAAAGCAAAAGUUUAAGUUAAAAAAGACAGGUUUUUCAAAACAUGUAAUGUUCUGCUGUCUCCUCUGAAC
Molecule: messenger RNA, 2917 nt
Organism: Egretta garzetta (little egret)
Lineage: Eukaryota; Metazoa; Chordata; Aves; Pelecaniformes; Ardeidae
Gene: TPRKB
Product: TP53RK binding protein
Exons: 4
Coding region: 1-528 (175 amino acids)
Biological process (GO): telomere maintenance via recombination; tRNA threonylcarbamoyladenosine modification
Cellular component (GO): nucleus; EKC/KEOPS complex; cytosol
Source: RefSeq, a predicted model, not a curated record